Messenger RNA from Callorhinchus milii (elephant shark), 3316 nucleotides. RefSeq names its product cofactor required for Sp1 transcriptional activation, subunit 7 (gene crsp7). Gene Ontology annotation, cellular component: nucleus; mediator complex; core mediator complex. Gene Ontology annotation, molecular function: transcription coregulator activity. Bases 20 to 1993 code for a protein of 657 amino acids. NCBI's taxonomy places the organism in Eukaryota, Metazoa, Chordata, Chondrichthyes, Chimaeriformes, Callorhinchidae. The transcript is spliced from 3 exons. The record is from RefSeq and is a predicted model, not a curated record. Gene Ontology annotation, biological process: positive regulation of gene expression; regulation of transcription by RNA polymerase II.
GCAGCCACACCGCCGCCAAAUGACACCCACCCCGCAGCAGAUCAAGGACCAGCUGCUCCAGGCCAUAGACAAGGAUGCCAAUAUCCGUAACAUGGUGGCGGUGCUGGAGGUGAUCUCCAGCUUGGAGAAGUAUCCCAUUACCAAAGAGGCCCUUGAGGAAACGCGGCUGGGGAAGCUCAUCAACGAUGUACGGAAGAAAACCAAGAACGAGGAGCUUGCCAAGCGCGCCAAGAAACUGCUGCGGAGCUGGCAGAAGCUGCUUGAGCCCGUUGGCCAGAUCGAUUCCGUGUCCAGGGGGUUGCCCAACUCUCCGGGCUCGGCCAACGGCGGGGCUCACGCCUACAAGCACGACUUGUCGUCGCUGUCCGGCGGCCCUGCGGUGGGGGGCACCAAGCCCGUCCCCGACCUCAAGAACAAGAACGACGUGCUGCACAAUUCCUACUCCCCACUCGGCGACAAGCCGAGCAACCGGAAACGGAAAGGCGAGCAUCGGGAUGGGGUGAAGGGACCGGCAGCCAAGAUCCCAAAGGCCAACAAUGAGCAGUUACCCAACUCCACGCCCCCGCCCUCCAACGGGAUUCGCGGCAGUCCGGAAAGCUUCUCAUGUCCUGCGGAAGUGGCCUCCGUCAACACCCACGCAGUCCCGGCCAAGGGCAGGCCGGAGACCCAGGCACCAUAUGAAAACGACAAGCAGAAUAAAAUCCCAGUCAACGCUGUGAAACCUCACACCAGUUCUCCAGGGCUCGUCAGAAGCCCAAGCACUUCCUCAUUGUUAAAGACCACGGUCCCACAGCAGCAUGGGAAAACGGAUGAAUCCGGUGGCCGUUACCGCCCCAGUAUCCCCCGCUGUCAGUCGUUCAGUCCCAGGACUCUUAAACAGGAGCGAUUGGGGAAACCCUCGACAACAUAUGCACCCAAGACCUCUGUAUCAAGCCCUUCUCAGAGUUUUACAGGGACGUCCGCACAGGCAGCUCCGGAUUCAGACAGGACUGUCUCAAAUCUCUCUAGGGACACUGUACAGGUGCCGUCACCCCUGCCUGUGUUGCAGCCCGCGACAACGCCUCCUCCGCCUCCAGUAAAGAGACAUCACCGGCCAGGGACACCGCCAGCAACGGAGAGCCCCUCACACCGGCUGGGACACUCUUCCGAGACCCCGAGUGAAAGCCAACCGCAGCAGCACCAUCCAGCAUCAACACUACAGCCGGAGGCGUCGACGUAUCUCCCCCACAGCCCCGAGUUGGGCGGGUCGCACCGUGGGGGGGAUUCCCUGCCCCUCACCCACGAGACGGAGGCAGCGAAAGGCGAGCUGUCGUCGCCCGCUGAGAGUGCCUCGUACGGCUCCGACAGCAGAAAGUCCUCCUCCAAGAAAAAGUACAGAUCGCGAGAUUAUCAGGUGAAUUUAGACGGACAAGUUUUGGACGAAAGCGUAAAGCCCGUGCGAUUGAAAGAGCGCAGGAUUACUUUUGACCCUGUAACCGGGCAAAUCAAACCAUUAACCCACAAGGAUUCAUCUCAGGCUGAAAGCCCCGCUCCACCCCCUGAGCCUCACCGGACCCCUGAAGUAACAGUGCAGGAACAGAGGGUAAACUUACAAAGUACUUUUGAUCAAACAAACUGGAAGGAGCUGUCCAAAAAUGAAAUCAUCCAGUCCUACUUAACGCGGCAGAGCUGCCUCCUGUCGUCCUCGGGAGUACAGCCUCCAGGAGGACACAUCGUGGAGUUUCUUCAGCACGAGAGCCACAGGUAUAGCACUAACACAGAGCCCCGCGAGGUCCAUGUAUUAGUACCUACUGACACCCCUUCAGAACUACCUGGGGUCAGUCGAGAGGUCAAGAAUUCAGACAUUCACCGAAUACAUCAACAGCACUGGGCGGGUGUUAACGGUUGCGCUGACAGCCAGGGCAAAUGGUAUGAUUGGACGCAGUGUAUAUCGUUGGAUCCACAUGGUGAUCAGGGCAAACUGCACAUACUGCCGUACGUAUGUCUAGACUGAGUGCCGGCAUCCAUUUUGGCGUGCUUUUGAGGUUACUUACAGGUCAGAGCUGGCAGCCGACACGUGGCUCCCACUUAUUGGAAACGAGCAAAAGCCUCUGGGACACAGGUAAAGGUUUUGAAGGGUUCUGUUUCUCAGCCCAUCUGUGUAAGCCCCCACACCCCCCCCAUCCACCCCUCUCUUCUGCAGUUUGCUGCUAUCAGUGUUUUAACCAAAAUUGCGAAGGAGGGAAAAGGAACGCGGGCGAAGGCAGUAAAGGAAAAUGGAGGGGUGGUUGGUUCUGUAAAAACAACUUCUUUCUCACACACACACCCCUUUCGGAUUAGGGCAAGUCUUAACCAGUGGGUCGACUGGCCAAGGUGUGAAGCGGUUUGUCUGUAGGAGAGAAUAGAGGCAAAUGACAAGUUCCAGCACUUUACAUUAGGCUGGAGGCGGUCUUUGGGCAGGUACAGGAGCUUUAUGUGGCAUCUAAACAAAAAUGAAUAAUGUUACCUUAAGAAGUAUGCAUCUAUUUAUUUGAUUUGAUUUCUCUUUUUUUAAAUAAAAAAAUAUUCAUUUGGCAGUGAGAGAUGUCUGAGACAAAUGUGCAAAAACUGUAGAUUUCUAUAUUUUAUUUUACAUCACGCAUCCUCUCUUUUUCUUGUUUUUUUUGGGGGGGGCAGUUUUUUAAAAUACGAAACAUCAUGUUGGGCCGUGAGGUUUGCAUCGUACAACAUCAUACCAAACAUUCCAUAGGUCCUGUCCACAUGGCAGGAGUUAUUGUCUUGUUUAAUGGGGGGGAGGAGGGGAGCAAGCCUUGGGUCUUCACGAUCUAAGUUUAAAAAAAAAUCUAUUUUUAGAGAGUCUGAGAAAUUGGGUAACGUGUUUUUAUUCUUUUCCUCAUCGGCAACCCGAAAUCCAAGCAUCUGUUUUAAUUUUUUUCCCCCCUCGCUUCUUCACUCUCCUCUUCUACUUUGAUCUCCCGCAAAGCGUUCUCAGCUUUCCACAUCCCAAAAUGGAAAAUUAAACAAAAAACAGAGGGUGCUACUAGUUUGCAACUUUGUACUGUGAGAAGUUGAUUAAAACAUUUAAAAAAAAGAUUUAAAAAAAAAAGGAAUCUGUUUGUAUGCUGGAGAUAUACUUGUUACCAUUCCUUUAGAUAUUGUUUGCCUUAUGGAUAUCCAUCAUAACACAACUGCAAAAACAAGAAGCCUUAGUGAAUGUACAGAAUUAGUCUUCUGUGUUUUUCACAAUGCAGAAGGAAUGACUUUGCUAUUUGGUCCUUUUAAGUGGACACGUUGUGAUAUAAAUGUGGAAACAAUAAAAAAAAUUUGCACAAAAAAA